This is a messenger RNA of Folsomia candida, 4511 nucleotides long. RefSeq lists its product as uncharacterized. The record is from RefSeq and is a predicted model, not a curated record. Lineage: Eukaryota; Metazoa; Arthropoda; Collembola; Entomobryomorpha; Isotomidae. The transcript is spliced from 2 exons. The coding region runs from base 703 to 1911 and encodes 402 amino acids.
UGAAAUUCAGGCAACACCAAAGCUUAACCCUGCAACAAACUUAAUACAAACUCCUCCACUCGUGGAUUGGAUUGGAUUACAGGACAGUCACUUCUUUGUAAAUGUCUGUCGCGUAACCAAUAUUCUGCUUGUCAAAAUGAACAUUUUGCUUCUCGGGGAGACUGGCGCAGGCAAGUCAACAUUCAUAAACGGACUCGCCACCUACUUCACAUAUCCGACGCUUAAUGACGCAAUAAAAAAUCCAUUCAAUCCAAUCAUCCCAAUUAAAUUCGAAGUAGCCGGAAACACCGUUGAGGUUGGGAUGGACAAAAAUGAAAGCGGCGAAACGGGUAAAUCAUGCACCCAGCAGCCACGAACUUACGUCAUGGGGUGGAACGGAUUGGCAGUUCGUAUCCUCGACACCCCCGGCAUUGGGGACACCCGUGGCGUCGAACAGGAUCAAACCAAUUUUACCAUGAUAUUAGAGCACGUCAAGCGUUAUAACUAUAUCCAUGGCAUUUGUGUUUUGAUAAAAAGCGGGCAGUCCCGGCUGACGCCAUUCUUUCGUAGCUUCAAGCAAUCUUCAAGCUUCAAGUAUUCUUUCGUAGCAUCAAGCAAUUACUCGCCCACUUGCAUCAAGAUGCUAUUAAUAAUAUCGUAUUCGUAGUGACACACGGGGCCCCCGCAUUUGAUCCAGCCGUGUCAAUUGCAACAUUGAAAAGCAUGUUACACAAGGAUUUGCCAGAUGUUAGCAUAGAAAUAAAUGAGAAAACUGUGUACUGCGUGGAUAACGAUGCUGUCAAGUAUUUGGCGCAGAAAGAGGCAGGUGUCAAAUUUCAAAAAGAGAAAAGAGCUGCCAAUGCAGCUGCAGAAAGUUGGGAAGAAACAUAUGAACAAAUUAACCAAUUGUUCUCAGUCUUGCAAAUGAUGACACCGCACGACACGACAAAAACGUAUAGUUUGAAUCAGACUAGGGAAAUAUGUCUUGCAUUAGGUGGUCCAUUAGCUGAUUGUACGAAACGGAUUUUGGAAACACAAGCAGAUAUAUGGCAGAUGAAAGACGAGGCUUUCAAAACUUUGCAGGAUGGCAUGCAAUUGCAGGCAGGGCAGACCACAUCCACCACGAUUUAUCGUAACGUAACGGACAACGAGAAUACGUGGAACGCUUGUGGCUCUGAGAAAUGCAGUAGAACCGUGAACGACCGCGGGAUGCAAAUUUUGAUACCCAAAUACUGUGCCUCUCAGAAGCGUAGUUUUGUAGAUGUGCUUAUUCCAUCAUCAAUUUUUAAAAUUGGCACAAUUGCAUCUGCUGGUUUGACAAAUGUGCUUCCUGGCUGUCCAACUUGUGGCUGUGGUAUGUGGCACCAUUUCGUCACAUAUGAGAAAGUUAUAGAGGAGAGUAUCCGUAUUAUUAAUCCACAUGUGCAACAAAUGGUGGCGCAAAAAGCAUCAGAGGCCGAGAUCAAAAAUGCUGUCAUUAAGGAGGUGGAGAAUAACAUUCAAGAGCUUGAGAGAGAGGUUCAGAUUAUGCGAGAAGCGCAAUUAACAGCAAGUCAAUUUUUAAAUCAAAAUUCCCUGGUUCAUACAGCAGAUGCAUAUUUGGACAGAUUAGAACAGCUUCAGGACGAAGAAAGGUCCAAAAACUCUGACCAAAGUCCAAAGUUCGAAAAACUAAAGAGUCUUGUUCAGGAAUAUAAAAAACAAAAGGAUACCCUGACAGCGAGUCGCAGAGAGGCAGAUAAGAAAAGCAUUUCCUUGGAAGAGGUUAAAUCUUCACUCGCUGAACUCUACGCCCAGCCAAAUUAUGGAAGGACUAUUAAGAAAGAGGUGGAGGACAAGAUGAUGAGCAAUGUAAACGCUCUGGAGGAAAUUUUCCAUUCUCCAAGCCUAAAACGAUAUGGAUUACCUGACAAACGAAUAACAAGUAUAUAGAUUUGUUCAAGCAGGUAGAUGUGUCAAAGAACUUGGCCAGAAAAUUUCUGAAAUGAGUUUAGCCGUUGCUGGUACACCCUAUGAAAUGUGUGAACACGUUUAUGAAAUAUUUAUAAAAUAAAUAUAUAUGAGAAAUAAUAAGAGCAUUACCUGCAUAUUCAGGAGUAAAUGAUGCGUGCGUGUGUAUAAUCUAUAUAAUAAAACACUCACGACACUUUACUAAAUUUAUAUAUACUUAAAUAGUUUUUAUGAACCAAAAUCUAUAAAUUGUUGAAAUAUGCUUACAAAGAUAUAUUCCCAGGGAUUUGAUGCAAUAAUCAUAAGGAAAUUGAUUACUCCACAAAUAUGAAGAUUCGUCUUAAUACGUUUGAGUGUGAAUAAAUUGAUAUUAUUGUGACAUUUACUUACAAAUCUUAUUUGUGUUGAGACUUUAACAAAACUUUAACAAUAUAAACCAGUUAUGUACCUAAGGGCCCCUUACUGGGUGAAGUCCACUGGGGGGACCUCGGCCACAGUCGGUCACACCUACUUCACCUCUGUUGGCAAGUUUCAGUGCCAAAAUUAUACAUUAUAUCGUUCACUGGCAAUUCUACAUAUUUAUUUACAGUGGUGAGCAAAUUAAUUUGCAGUACGGAUAAAAUUUUCUCUAUCACAGAUUGGCUACGAUUAUAGUUUUAAAAUUCUAAGGAUGGUAAGUAUUGAGGAUUGAAGGAAAGUAUUGAGCAUCGGGAAAUGUUAAUAAUACUGAAAGGCUAAAAAAUGGCCGACCUCUCCAUGAGUAAUAACAUAUAAGUUUAGAAAUUAACUGCACGGCCAGUGCUUGAUGGAUUUGGCAAAAAACUGAAAAUGAAAGUGGCACCCGGUUUGAAAACCUUGGACCUUGAGGAGAAACAUAUAUCAGAUCUUUCACAUUCGGCCCACCCCCUCGGAAUCCGGGUCACAAGUAAAAAAACAAGUAACACUUCUUUAUCGAGUUUUAAAAUUCUGCGACUAUAUUCGACGGACGUGGGGAUUAAUUCAUUGUGGCAGUCGUCAGGUAAUCAUAUUCAGUGACUAGUAGGCCGCACACCCUGCUUUGGAGUCAUUGCGGGGGUGGUCUAAGGUCAAAUCAAGAUUUCAAGUAGCACGACAUUUUCCCCCGACGUGGUUUCCGACAUUUCACAUCCCCAAUACACAUAAUCCUCAAUACACGUAAUCACAAUGUCCCACAUAUGAAAUGAACGACACCCCAUUGUCGAAGGUCCUAUGGCGACGGGAUGUGUGGCUAUCGGCGUUUCUGCCAAUACAUUACCUAUGCACGUCAUGCGGCAUAUCAAUUUUUAAGGACGCUAUGAAGAUUUCAAUAGCGUUGUUCAAAUUUAAAAAGCCACGCCCCUUGGGGUUGUCAGUAUCAAAUGAAUCAACUCAAACAGGGUCAUGCGACAUAUCAAUUUUGUGAGCUAGUCACGCGCAAUUACUUGAAACAGCAGUUUAAAAUUUAAUAAAGAACCAACAAAUUAACCACUAUUUCAAUUUCCAAACUGAAGAUUGCCAAAAUUAUUUUGGUACGAAUAAUAAGUUUAUGAAACGUGAAUACUUAAAAGUGUCACGAAUAAAAUUUGUGAAAAAAACUUUCCGAUUUUUCUUAGAUAUUUGAGAGUUGUAUUUUGGAAAGUUUAGGUUACCAUAUUCAAGUCUGGUAUGUAGAUUUUAAUAUAUCCAGGGUUCUGGGGUGGUUUGUUUUUUUGUUUUUUUUUCAGUAUGGACUAUAAUUAGUAGGUUAAGGAGGUUCCUCUUUGGCUUCCACCCGUGCACCACGUAUCUCUCUCUCGCUGUGCAUCUGGAUCCUCUUCCAUCUGGGUCGCGGGUGUGCCAGGGCAAGUAAAGUGUGUCCCAAGGCCUUAUCGCCAUGUGACCCUCGUCCACUCACACCCCCCACCUGCGUGCCUGGCGACACCCCCUGCCACACCCGUCCCAGCAACGACAAGCUGAGCCAUCAGGCGAAGACGGAUUUCGCCGGACUCUGUGCACGGGAGGAUCUACGCCAGGAGGACUCCCCCAGGUAGGUCAUUGUUUGGUAUGUCGGGGUGGUGAUCGUGGGGGGUGGUUGGUGGAAGGGUGAGGACGGGGUCGUGCAUGGUGGUGGGCAGCGUAGUCGGGGCUACGGGGGUCCCAUGACCCGGAUGUGCUGCGAGGGGUGAUGGGGCAAGUGGGUAGUGUCGCUCGGCCCUGGUCAUAAUGCAUGACCGUGAAGGGGACACGUAGCCCGAGCCCGAAAGGGCGCUAGGGUAUUUCGUGGUCCGUGGAUGCCCCGCCCAACAACCUUCACUCGUCUUGCUUCCGUCUUCGCGACGCCGUCCUCAUUUGGAUAUCACCACUAUCUCUCGGAAUCUGCCUAUGAUCUCUAUCAUUCAUUUGUCCUGCCUGGGUGUGUGUAUGUAGUUGGAGCCGAAUGGACCUCUGGGCCACAUCCUAGAGGUGAUAGUGGUUUUCCUAGCUCUCCACCAUAGCUAGGGUUUCCCACUAUUCCUCCACUACGCUACUCUAUUAAAUAUUUACAUAUCUAACUCUGUACAUAAUUUCAUGUAAUGAUGAGGGCCCCGGCCAUAUCAAAUGAGAAA